GAAAAAUAAGAAUCACCAGAGUCAAUAUAGCCUAUCGUGAAACUACGAUAUAAACUGUUAAAACCUUAACGGCGCACGUACAGAAAUGAAAUUUAAUAAACUUGAAAUAAUUAUGUCGGUACAGCUGAAAUGCAGUAGCGUGUUGGGUGUUUAAAAAAUUCGCCAUUCGCUCGUAUUCUCGUUCGAUAAAUUGACAGCUCGAGACCCGAGGCGCUGACUUCAUGCACUCUGUAGCACAGUUUGCAACAAGGGCUUUGUUUUUCUACGAAAAUUUCGGUGCAGUCUUACUUAUUAUUACACGUAAUCGAACCCUUGUGACACAGAGUGUCCGUAUAUACAUAUAUUUACAACGUCAUAUACCAUAUAUUAGCUCUAGUCCGUGUUAACGAGUUAGUUAAUCCAACGAAGAUAACGAUUAACGCUGAAUAAUAAACGUUUUAACAAGUGCGUGCUCUCUAAGCAUUUCCUCGUAUACGCUGUCACUCUUAGGUAGUUGUCAUCGACCGCGAUAUUAUCGUUCUCCUUGAUUUUCGCCACUAUUAGCCAUCGCGAAUUAUUGCCACAACGAACAUAACUACAUUUCCCACGUUUUUCACAUGGAAAAAGUGACUCGGUGCUAGAUGGUAGAGGUUAAAAGAAUAUCGUUUGGGGUUGGGUGUGAGUCGAGGUCGGACCAGAUUUCAUCUGUCAAAGGAUAACGAGGUACAGCCGCCACGGCUUUCACAGAGAUGGUCGGACUUGCGGGUGGGGGAGGACAUCUCUAUCCUUCGCCGAUGCCCCCUAAUCCUGAGCUCAGGGAAAUGACUGGCAUCGCUCCCAGCGCACCUACCAGUGCCGACGCGUGUCUCAGCAUAGUCCAUUCCUUGAUGUGUCACCGUCAGGGAGGAGAGAGCGAAGGAUUUAGCAAGCGUGCCAUAGAGUCACUGGUGAAAAAGCUGAAGGAGAAACGUGACGAGUUGGACAGCUUGAUAACAGCCAUUACAACCAAUGGAGCGCAUCCUAGUAAAUGUGUAACAAUUCAACGCACAUUGGAUGGGCGAUUGCAGGUAGCGGGAAGAAAAGGCUUUCCUCAUGUUAUUUAUGCAAGAAUUUGGCGUUGGCCCGAUCUCCACAAGAACGAGCUGAAGCACGUCAAGUACUGUCAAUUCGCGUUUGAUCUCAAGUGCGAUUCAGUAUGUGUCAAUCCUUACCAUUAUGAAAGGGUUGUUUCACCUGGCAUAGACCCGUUCUUUACAGACCUGUCUGGGCUCACCCUCCAGUCCGGAGUCGGCGUCGGUCCUGGUGGCCGCCUAGUCAAAGAUGAGUACACCGUGGGAGGUGGCGGAGGCGGAGGAGCAGGAACAGGCAUGGACGUCGACGGUGAGAUCAACCAAACCAUUCAGCAUCAUCCACCACCGCCACCUCCGCCACCCAACAAUCCACAACCUCCUCAGCAGGCCUUCAUUCCUGGUUUACCAUCAUCUAAUCCAGUCGGAGGUGAGGGCAUGUUCAGUGGGGGCGGGAGUGCGGGUGGUGGAAACCCACAAACUAAACUGGAAGAGAACAAUUGUCCUCGACAAACGUGGAUACCCACGCCACACCACCCUGCAACUCGUAACAUGCACCAUCCUGUUGUUCACCCCAUUGGCCACUCAGUAGGAAAUCAACAACAGACGUUAAAUCCGACUGGAAGCUCUGGUACUAAUACUCAGAUUCUAAAUCCUCCCCAAGGACAGUCAAGUGAACCAUUUUAUGGUGCAGCCACAUCCCCUCAAGAUCUUAAUCAGCCCGCAACCAGCGUGGAUGCAUUGACUGCAUCUCUUGGCGGUGGACAGAGUUCACCGGUAUCCCCAGUUCAUAUGCAUCACCAAAAUGGUUUUGCAGUGGCAACUGUUGCAAACCCUUACAACACCGGAGCUCCCCAAUGGACUGGUGCCAACACAUUAACUUAUACUCAGAGUAUGCAGCCACCAGAUCAUCGUCAUCUACACGCAACAUCAUACUGGGGUACGGGGCACGGAGGUGAUGUAGGCGGAAGCCUAGGAGGCCUAUUAUCCACACAACCAGCCCCGGAAUACUGGUGCUCAGUAGGCUAUUUUGAAUUGGAUGCUCAGGUUGGUGAGACUUUCAAAGUUAGCAGUGGAUGUCCCACAGUAACAGUGGAUGGCUAUGUUGAUCCCAGUGGAGGAAAUCGAUUUUGUCUCGGAGCCUUGAGCAAUGUUCAUCGUACCGAACAAAGUGAGCGUGCUCGCCUUCACAUUGGUAAAGGAGUGGUGCUUGACUUACGGGGUGAAGGCGAUGUUUGGCUCCGUUGCCAAAGUGAACAUAGUGUGUUUGUUCAAUCCUACUACUUAGACAGAGAGGCUGGACGAGCACCUGGAGAUGCUGUUCAUAAAAUUUAUCCUUCUGCUUAUAUCAAGGUAUUUGACCUACGUCAGUGUCAUAAGCAAAUGCGAGGUCAGGCUGCCACUGCUCAAGCCGCAGCAGCGGCACAGGCGGCUGCAGUCGCUGGUCAUCUGACACAUGGGGCACCCAUCACCAAAAGUUUAAGCGCAGCAGCUGGCAUUGGCGUGGAUGACUUGAGACGACUUUGCAUUUUACGUUUAAGUUUCGUCAAAGGUUGGGGACCAGAUUAUCCUCGACAGAGCAUAAAGGAGACCCCUUGUUGGAUCGAGGUUCAUCUGCAUCGAGCACUGCAGCUUCUGGAUGAGGUAUUGCAUACCAUGCCGAUCGAUGGACCACGCGGUAUUGAGUAACUAGUUGUCAACAGUUUCAACUGAUUCAGAUGGUGAAGUCCGCCAUGUGGGAUGCCCGGUGAAAAAACAUUUUCUCAAAUUCCAGUGAAUAUCUAUUAAGGAACUGAAUGAGUAACAGUAAAAUAUAAGUCUUAGGUUUUACAAAAUUAUCAUUUUCGCCAAACGGCAAAAUGUUAUACCCUAUUUUGAAAUAUUGAUCGAAAUUAUACGUUGUACAAAUACAAAGCGAUAAGUAGAUUGCUGUGUACAGAAACUGAAUAUCGGCAUCUUUGCUGUUGUGCAAUACGAAAUUUUAUUUUUUGAACAUCCAAAUUAGAGUUGUAUUAAGGAUUGAAAAGAAAAUAUGUGAAAAUUUAGCAUAUUCUUGUAACUCGCUUUUGAGAAAUUUCAGUUUAGGGUUUGUAAUGACGUGAAAUGAUUCUGCUUUGAUGGAAAUACCAUAAUUAUAUCUUACGAAAUCGACGAAAUGUGAGAGACAGUCAUGUCGGUAGACUGUUACAUAACAGCUCAAUAGUAAUAAUAAAUUUUUUAAAUCAGUUUUGACUAAACUAACGGUAUACAAAUAAUUGAAGUCACCGAUAUGCAUACAUACAUUUUUAUUGUGAUCAAAAAAGUUAAUAUUGUUUAGUACUUGUGGUCAUUUGAAGUAUAACAAAGUAUGUUUCAAAAACACUAAAUUGAUUUUUUAUGAUAUAUAUACACGUUAGGGUAUUUAAAAAAAAAUAAUAAUA
Diprion similis is the source of this 3466-nucleotide messenger RNA. It is a transcript of the gene Med, whose product is annotated as mothers against decapentaplegic homolog 4. Gene Ontology annotation, cellular component: heteromeric SMAD protein complex. Gene Ontology annotation, biological process: transforming growth factor beta receptor signaling pathway; BMP signaling pathway; SMAD protein signal transduction. The transcript has 13 exons. Bases 729 to 2735 code for a protein of 668 amino acids. Gene Ontology annotation, molecular function: RNA polymerase II cis-regulatory region sequence-specific DNA binding; DNA-binding transcription factor activity, RNA polymerase II-specific; I-SMAD binding. Lineage: Eukaryota; Metazoa; Arthropoda; Insecta; Hymenoptera; Diprionidae. The record is from RefSeq and is a predicted model, not a curated record.